AUGGACGACUAUGACAUUAAACCCUAUCUCCCAGUGCAUGUAAUAUUAGGAGCCGGAGUUUUCGCAAAGAUCAAAACCGUUUCCAGACCUCGUGUAGGGAAACAAGGCGACCCUGUUGCAGAACAUACAAAACUUGGGUGGUUUAUUCUAUCACCAGGCGAAGAAUCGGUGACUACUCGGGUGCUUUUGACCCAAACCAACCAUGUUGAAUAUGACGAGUUAUGCCGACUUGAUGUUUUGGGGCUAGCUGAUUCGCCACAACAAGACCAGAAGGAAGUUUAUGCUGAGUUCCGAGAGCAACUGACCCGUAAUGAGGCAGGCUGGUAUGAAACAGGACUGCCCUGGAGGGGUAACCACCCUCCCUUGCCAACUAAUGAACAGGGUAGUUUGUGUCGGUUGCGAAACCUGAAGCGUAAGUUGCAGAAAUCUGGGCUGGAUGAAGCGUAUGCUGUGAAGAUUGAAGAGCAAAAAGCGGAAGGUGUG
Messenger RNA from Paramuricea clavata, 483 nucleotides. NCBI's taxonomy places the organism in Eukaryota, Metazoa, Cnidaria, Anthozoa, Malacalcyonacea, Plexauridae. The record is from the annotation of a GenBank genome assembly.